GAGAGACAGAUAGAUAGAGAGAGAGAGAGGAAGCACGCAGUUCUCAAGGCUUGUUCAUGCAGGUGACAAGGGCGUGAGGCACCGUGUUUAAACUCCGGUCCGGUCGCCUCAUCGGCAGUCAAGCGGGGCACCUCGCCUCUCCCACACGUCAGUCCAGAGACAGCUUCACCUGGAAUAACACAUACGUCGACGCUCCUCGUAAGAAAGUGUUCGUUCUUCUUCAACCAGAGUUGGGCGCGAUGCAGCAUUGGGUGGCGCUUCUGCUGGUGGCGGGAUCCUCAGUUUCGAUCCUCGCUCGACCGCAGUUCGGAAGAUUCGGAGGCUUUCAACAAGGGGGUUCCGGAGCAGGAUACGGAGGCGCUAACGUCGGUUCAUACGCUGGAGAUGACUAUGGCUUUGGCUACGGUAGCUUUGGGAACGGUGGAUAUGGAUAUGGCUACGGCGUUUCAUCAUCGAACAAACCAGGAGUUUCAGGUGGAUAUGGCUAUGGCAGAUCUAAACGGAAUCCACAGGAAGGACCGUCAACAUCGAACAAACCCGGCUCUGGCUCACAUGGCUCUACGUCAAACAAACCUGGAUUUGGCUCAGAUGUUUCGACCUCAAACAAACCAGGAUUUGGCUCAGAUGUUUCGACCUCAAACAAACCUGGAUUUGGCUCAGAUAUUUCGACCUCAAACAAACCUGGAUUUGGCUUAGACAGUUCGACAUCAAACAAACCUGGUAGUGAUUCCGAGAUUUCAACGUCAAACAAACCCGAUCCAGGUUUCAGUGGUUCCACGUCUAACAAGCCUGGCUCUGGUUCAAGCAUUUCGUCAUCCAACAAGCCCAGACGUGAUGCGGACUCCAAAUCGGGCGCUUGUGAUAUUUGCAGCGGUGGUUCGGGGGUCCAAGUCGGAGGCAGCGGAGGAGCCACAGGAGGUGCUGGUGAUGGGGCUCAUGGGGAGGAGUCGGAGGCAGCGGAGGAGCCACAGGAGGAGCUGGUGAUGGAGGUUCAUGGGGAGGACAAGUCGGAGGCAGCGGAGGAGCCACAGGAGGAGCUGGUGAUGGGGGCUCAUGGGGAGGGCAAGUCGGUGGGAGUGGGGGAGCCACAGGAGGAGCUGGUGAUGGAGGCUCAUGGGGAGGUCAGUUUGGAGGCAGCGGAGGAGCCACAGGAGGAGCUGGUGAUGGGGGCUCAUCUGGAGGACAAGUCGGGGGCAGCGGAGGAGCCACAGGAGGUGCAGGCGGCGGAAGUUCAGGAGGUUCUUGGUCAGGUAGUGGCUCCUGGGCUGGCUCAGGCUCGGGAGCAUGGGGAGGCAGCGGCUCCUGGAGCGGAUCAGCAGGAGGAUCGUGGAGCGGCAGUGGGGGAGCAGGAGGAGGAGGAGGAGUUGAGACGACUACGACGACCUCCCGCCCCACCAUUCCGUCGGUCACGCCCGUGUUGAUUUAAGCGCCUUCACUGACCAAACACCCGCGCGAGAUGCCCCUGUGGGUGCGUGGGAAGGCCGGUCCUAUGGCGUCUCUCAGUGUUGAUUUUGCUCUGUUUAUUUAUGUUUUUGUUUGCUGACCUCUGGGUAAUAAGUUAAAGUAUAUUUCGAUGUUAGUAUUUAACUUAAUGUUUCUAUGUUCUUUUAUCUGAAUCAAGGUUGGCCUGUUUUGUAUUUUUUUUCUUUGUAGAUUAUGUUUAUAUAUGCAAAUGCUCAGAUUGUGCAGUGUAAAUAUCAUUGUAAGGUUGGCCAUACCUCUUUGUUAGAUUAAAAUAUUUAAUACACUGCGCGAAAUUAGAUUUGGUGAUGGUAAGAAUUUGUUAAAUCUAUGAAUUCAAAGACAUAUUAGAAAAUAAGGAGCAGAAAUAAUAUUUUUUACGUUAAAGGAAUGUAAAUUACUGUUUACAUUAGAACCAUUCAAAGGAGUAGAGAAUUUCUUUAACUUUAAAAGAAAACCUUGUUGGAUCUUUUUAUUGGUCUAAUGUCUACAAUUCCUGUUAAAAGAUUUAUAAUUAAAAUGAUUGUUAAAUAC
This is a messenger RNA of Penaeus vannamei (Pacific white shrimp), 1995 nucleotides long. NCBI's taxonomy places the organism in Eukaryota, Metazoa, Arthropoda, Malacostraca, Decapoda, Penaeidae. The record is from RefSeq and is a predicted model, not a curated record.